AUGGUUGAUCAUGUACUCUUACUUCAUAUUGGCCCCAUUCGCAAGUUCGAGCUGUUUGCUGAUGAUUUAGCCACUAGAGAUAUUGAUCGAUGGCUUACUCAUCUAUCAAGAAACUCGAUCAAAGAGCUGUCAAAUUUACAUAAGGUUUGGCUCAAACCUCCGUCGACGUUCAAAGGAUUCAGGAGCUUGAAGAGCCUUCAACUUGUGGGCAUCACCAUGGCCCAACAUGUGUUUGAAAAUUUGACAUGUUGCACUCCUCUGCUUGAGAGAUUAAUAUUGCGACAUUGUUAUGGUGUCACCACUCUCAAUAUUGAUGCACCAAAUCUCAAAUUUUUAGAUAUUUCAGGUGUCUUUGAUGUUGUCAAUCCUAAAAGUACCCUAAAUCUUACUGAUGCUUCAAUCGGUGUGACCAUCUAUUCUCCUGUCAGUCGGGUUCCUGUCAGUUGGGUUCCUAGCAGUUCCAGCAAUUUGCUCAAGAUUUUUUAUCACCUCCCUCAUAUUCGAAGGUUCGCAAUUAAGUCGCACUUUUUAAAGUAUUUGUCUCUUGGUGCCUUUCCAGAAAAGCUUCCUAAACCAUGUGAAUAUCUGAAUGUUCUUUCUAUAGACAUAUGCCUUGAUGAUCCGGAUGCAAUUCUAACUGCUCUAUGCAUUCUGAGAAGCUCCCCUGCUCUACAGGAAUUAGAAAUUUUUAUGGAUGCCAGAAAGAAACUCACAAGCAGUCCCACUGUUGUCGAAGAACAGAAAUCUUCUUGUUUAGAUGUGAGCUACAAUUGCACACUUUCUCAACUGCGACUUGUGAAAAUAACUGAGAUCUCUGGUGUUAAAGCUGAACUAGAUUUCAUCAGAUUUCUACUUUUAAGUUCACCUGUGCUUGAGAGAAUGACUGUCACGCCUCAUAAAUUUCCCAAGCCUGUUUAUGUGGAACGUUUUUCGAAACUUGUAAAAGAGCUACUCCAGUUUAAACGUGAAUCAAAACAUGCAGAGAUUAUUCUCCUGGACCCAUAA
Messenger RNA from Rosa chinensis, 1005 nucleotides. RefSeq names its product F-box/FBD/LRR-repeat protein At1g13570. The coding region runs from base 1 to 1005 and encodes 334 amino acids. Lineage: Eukaryota; Viridiplantae; Streptophyta; Magnoliopsida; Rosales; Rosaceae. The transcript is spliced from 4 exons. The record is from RefSeq and is a predicted model, not a curated record.